Molecule: messenger RNA, 7591 nt
Organism: Capra hircus (goat)
Lineage: Eukaryota; Metazoa; Chordata; Mammalia; Artiodactyla; Bovidae
Gene: LDLRAD4
Product: low density lipoprotein receptor class A domain containing 4
Biological process (GO): negative regulation of transforming growth factor beta receptor signaling pathway
Cellular component (GO): early endosome membrane; Golgi membrane
Molecular function (GO): R-SMAD binding
Source: RefSeq, a predicted model, not a curated record
GCCGCCGGUCCCGCUAGGAGGGGGAUGGGGAGGGUGGAGAGGCCGGCGGACCGCGAGGCACACGCGGCCGCGGCGAGCGGGCCGGCAGGAGACAGACGGCGUGGAGGCGGAGACGGUACUGUCUCCCGCUUCCCCGCCCGGCGCUGCGGACCCGCCAGCGAGGCCGGGGAUCCCCUGCGGGCUGGGGAGGAGCCGCCGCCGCCAGGCCGACUGCGCGUCCCGGGAGCGUGGAAGGGGGCGGGGAGCGCGGGGAGUCCGGGCCGAUCCGGGCCCUUAAAGCAUCUCGCCCUCCCCCGCCGACCCCGGGCGCCUGCCGCCUCACUCCAGAGUCGCGGCCGCAGGUUCGGAGAGGAUCAGACGAGGUAUAAAGCUCACGCAGACCAGCUGGGAGAGUCCAGCCUCGCAGUUCAUGCUCCACGUUGGUAAUAUCAAAGUGCUCUCUCCUCUUUGGACCGUUUUCAGGAACUGACAUCAGUUUUCAUAUAGCUUAAGCUUAAAAAGCAAGGGGAGAGGCAAAGCACAGAGAGCUGCAGAUCAGACCUUCCUGAGCCUCCCUGCCUGGAGCAGCAGAGACCUCUGGAGAAUGCUGGCUGCCAGGCCCUCCCUCUGAGGUGGGAAGGCUGGUGUCCAUGGGACAGCUUCCUGGCUCCUGGGUCCACCAUGGCCUCCAUCCUUUGACUGGACAGCUGACGUGACCAGUGCUCCCAGCGUGUGUACUGCUGGACUGGGUGCUGUGUCAGGUACCACCUGCUCUCGGGCUGGGAGCCAGGCUGGUCAGCAUCAGAUGCUUCCAGAAGCCAGACAGCAGCAGAUGGCCUCAAGCAAACUGAGAUGGAGGUGACCUGAGGCCUCCUGGAUGCUCCUGGGGACAGGACAGCUGAGGAGCUGGAGCCAGGCCUGCUGGGGAGCAGUAUGCAGGAAGCUGGCUCUCAGGCCACGAAUGCUUUCACAGAGUGCAAAUUCACCUGCACCAGCGGGCAGUGCUUGUAUCUGGGUUCCCUGGUCUGUAACCAGCAGAAUGACUGUGGGGACAACAGUGACGAAGAAAACUGCCUCCUGGUGACGGAGCACCCGCCUCCGGGCAUCUUCAGCUCGGAGCUGGAGUUCGCCCAGGUGGUGGUGGUGGUGGUGGUGGUCACAGUGAUGGUCGUGGUCAUCUUCUGCCUGCUGAACCACUACAGAGCAUCCACCCGGUCCUUCAUCCACCGCCCGGGGCAGGGCCAGAGGCAGGAGGACAGGCCGCAGCUGGAAGGGUGCCUGUGGCCUUCAGACGGCUCUGAACCUCGGCCUACCUCAGAGACCAUGUAUGCCCCGCGGUCCAGGGAUGGGGUGACUGCCCCACCUUUUCUCCAGAGGGAUCGGUUCAGCCGCUUCCAGCCCACCUACCCCUACGUGCAGCACGAGAUUGACCUUCCCCCCACCAUCUCCCUGUCGGAUGGGGAGGAGCCACCUCCUUACCAGGGGCCCUGCACCCUGCAGCUCCGGGACCCUGAACAGCAGAUGGAACUCAACCGAGAGUCAGUGCGGGCACCGCCCAACCGAACUGUUUUUGACAGCGACUUGAUAGGCGUAUCCGUGUACAGUGGGGGCCCGUGCCCACCCAGCAGCAAUUCAGGCAUCAGUGCCAGUACCUGCAGUAGUACUGGGAGGAUGGCGGGGCCGCCCCCGGCCUACAGUGAGGCGAUGGGCCACUACCCAGGCGCCACUCCCUCCCACCCCCAGCACAGCGGCGCACACAGGGGGAGCAGACUGCUGCUCCAGCGAGAAGCCCGGAGCACGGAGCUGCCCGUCCAGGGCACGGACAGGAAGCCCAGGGAGUGCACCUGACCUGCGAGCACACCUGAUGUGAGAAAAGAAAUGGAGUCGCAGCACAGCAGAAUUCAGUAAAACAGAACAGUUCUUUUCAGGGGAGCCACACGCAGAAGGGAAUAGUGUAAACCUCCAGUCGGGCCACAACAGUAUUCAUCUGCGGCAGAGACGGGACAGGGCUGGUUUUGGCGAAGUGUGGGCAUGAGAACACAAAAGGGUGCUUUGAAGACACCAUGAAAUAAAACCCAUGAGGCGUUUGACUUUAAUGUGAAAGCAGAGGCCAGAAUGCCUGUUUUACAAUUAACCGAAUACAGAGGAAAAUGUUAUACGUUAUGGGGAAGACUCGCUAGUUUGCUUUCCCCCCGAACUGUGGAACUUUUGUUUUAAAAAUAUGAUUUUACGUUUCUGCUUUGUGUGCCAAGGUAUAAGGUGAAGUCAGAUGAAUGCAAGGAGUUAAAUCUGUGUUGUGAUGCUGUGUUUUUAAAAAUUGCACCAUCUUCACUGUUUAACAUGAGGAAGCUUUAUGUGAAGUCCUGUAGGUUGUUUUCUCACCUGUGCAUCAUUAUUAGGCCCCAUAAUAAUGUUCCCCCCAUAACUGUGCAGGAAAGGGUGUUUGGGGAGGUAGCCUAACAUACUGCUAACUUACACUUGUGAAGAGAGUCAUCACAGGGCGUGCAUCACCAGGGCACCUGCAGACUGGAUGGAGCAGAGGAAACGCCCGCAUCCCUGGUGGGUCAAGUCCCUCCAGCCUCAGGCUGUGUGUUUCACGCCUGCAUUCACACAUCACACAGUGCUGCCCUAGUCCUCCAGCAGGGCAGGUUCUGCAGUAAUUGAUUUUUUUUUUUCACUGUAGCAUGAAAUAUACUCAGAUAAUACACUAUUUUAUGCAAUAAAUUGUUUAAAAUGCAAGGUGGUUAUUUUUAUACUGUUGAAACAUGUGAUUUCAGUGUUUCCUGUGGUCUGUCUUUCCAUGGAUAGUUGAGUUCAGGCCUGGAUGGCUGAUCAUUGAGACUCGGCAGUGGCUCUGAUGUGCUCGCUGCCCUGGUGUUGCCUGAUGCUAGCUGUGGGUUCUCUGUGUGUAGAAACUCCUGAGUUGAGGAAGGGAACCAGCCCCAUAUGGGAACCAGUGCCUGGGAGAGAUGCAGGGUUCAGAACCAGCCAUGCUUCUGGGUCACUCAGGCUCUCCUGGAGACCAGAGCUGGGCAGGGAGUGACUCAGAGCCUUGGGUUUUGAAAAGCACAACCUGCAGCUAAACUCAGCCAGAAGACUUAAAUCUUGUAACAGUCAUCCUCCUCUAACACAGUAAGUUCCUUCUGCAGAACAUCUGCCUUUCCUGCACCCAGGUGGGGGCUUCUGUGCAGCCCCUACCUGGUCUCGCAGGGUAUCUGACCUGCAGGUCCAAGUGUCCACUCAGUUCUGAGUGUCGUCGUCUUGGGUGUGGUUGUCUGGCAAGGUGCCCUUGUGCCGCUGGCAGAGCACUGUCAACCUCAGGUCCUGUCUGCUGCCCUCUCUGAGGCCCUUCUUGGCCGGUAAGUCCCAGGUUUUGUCUGGAGGAUUGGAAUCCUCGUCCACUUCACAGUGACAUCCACACAAGUAGUUGGUCUGUCUUAGGAGAAAAUGGUCAGCGGUUGUCACUCAUGCUUCAGAUCCUGUUGGGCAGUGUGCCUGCUGAGGGCCACAGUGGGAGCUCUAGGACAGGCAGAGCUUUGGGGGACCUGACCAGGGGACCCCUUCAUCCCCCUACGAGGUCAGACAGCCUUGACCACGAGCCUAUGCUUGCUUGAUGGAGGCUUCACCUCGAGUUGGUGGUGACUAUGGGGAAGUGCUUGUCCUCCUCAUCUGCAGCAGAUUCAGUCAGGCAUCCUCCCAGGUGCAGAACAAGGUUGGCUGAUGAUGUCAUUCCAAACUUCGCCAGCACUUUUGGGAGAGUGGGUGAGCCCAUUCUAUGGUUCUAGCUCAAAAUGGUGAUUUAUGCUCAGAAAUUGGUAAAUUUCUGCAAGUACCUGAACAUCUGGCAUCUGUCCUUAGUACUGGCAAAACAAUUAUUCAAAUAACUUUAAUUGUCCUUUAAAACAGAGGUUGCUCCCUUUCAGCCACCCUAUUAGAUAACUGCCUCUAAUGUUAACAGUUAGAGAUGUCCGCAUCUGUAACUAUACAAAGCAUGACUUGGAUGGUCUCUGAGGCUGGGCCUCUGUAAUGAAUUAGUUUAAAAGAUGAGGUCCUAAAUUGAAUUAGGUCAGUCUCCUUUCCAUACAGGGAUAAGGUGAUUUAGGUCUCUACUCUGUCGAAGGUUGUGUGGCCUGGGAUGGAAAGGAGACAUGGCUCUGAAGCUGCAGCCUGGUCAGUGGAGCCUGAGGGUCCAGCUUAGACGCCAGAGGGUCCAGCUUAGACGCCAGAGUCAGGUGACCAGGGAGCAGUGGGUGGAAGCUGGGAUCCACAAUCUCAGCAACACCCUGGGUGUGAGCCUUGAGCAGGCCCAUCUACAGGAAGAUUCACGCAUCUGUUGACUUUUUCAGGAAGCCUGGUGUUCCUCAGACACUGAGGUUGUCCUUUCCUACAAAAGAGAUUUUGCUAAACAAGCCACGCAUUUACAGAGUUCUUCUGUCAGUGUUUAAAAAGCUUGACAGGCCUACUCUCUGUCCACACCAAAAAUACACUUGGAUACACAGCUCAGUCAGCAGAGGAAAACAUGCAAAACACAGGUAGGUUUGUCCUCAGAAGGACACUUAAAUCUACUAACUGCAGCUGGGAGAGGACAGGGGCUAGUAGGAAGGGGCCAGCAGGAAACUGCAGGCCUUUCACCCCAGCACAGGGAUCUAUGUGCAGAUAAGCACAUCUCCAACUUCGAGUUACUGCUCUUUCUCUGUAUUUUAUUGUCUUAAGGAGGAGAAGGGCUCAAAGGCCAGCACUUUGCAGAAGCACUCAGAACUGGCAGAAUCCAUUCCAGUCUUUGCCUUCCUCAGAGCAAGAAGCUGCAUCCUGACAGGCAGGCCCGGGCCUUACCUCCGCCUGCUCUCUGGCGGGGGUGUCCCUGCAGACGCUGGCUGGGGCCGUACACCCCUCCAAAGCAGCCUCCGUCCGCUGCUGGCCACAUGGCUUAUGUGUGGGUCAGCCUGGCUGAGGUGUGGCAGCUGGGGGCUGCUCCCCAAGCCUUGUUUGUGGUGCUGAGGCUACUUGAGGUCUGCUGUUGCCAAUGACAUGUAGGUGUACCCUGCAUUUUUCUUAAAAUUUCCAAAGCUCAGCAGUGUCUAUGAGGAAAAAACUGGGAAGGAUACUAGUGCUGGGUGUGUGGCCUUGCAGUGACAGACACCUGCUCCCCACUUCCUGGUGGAAGAGCAGGGACCAGGCUCCCCUUCUGCAUGGUCACCUUAGUUACCAUGGCUUUGGUGAAGUGGAGAUGCAUUGGCAAGUCCCCCCAGUGAGAGGACACUGUGUCUAAAGGGGCCCAACAAAGGCAGAUCAAACACCUACUCUCACCCCAACCAUGAAAGGGUCCCAGCAGCUCACCUGCCUUGCGUGGAUUCCUUAGAAAUCAGGAUCUCAGCUUAGGUUAUUUUACUCCCCAAGUGCUGCAUUUUGGGUCUGUAUUCACGGCCAGGGUUUGACAGUCAUUUGCUGCUACUGCCUUCAGGGUGGCUCAGGGAGGGAGGCCUUGUGAGCGGUGCUGUCCUCAGUGUGCACGGUGCUGGGUGAGAACUGUCCAGAGAUGCAGGUGAUGAGGACUCACAUCCUUCCACAGAGCUCAGAGUGCAGCAGUUUUACUAACUGAAGUGCCACAUAUUCUAACUUCAGCUGAUGCGCGUCAUGCCUCACUCAUAACGGUGCUUUCAGUGUCUGUCAUGCAUUCAUUUUGUUAGGUGCUGUAUAUAUAACUUGACCAGAUUAUGCACAUAUCCUACCCAAUGGGUGGAACAAAAACGGUACUGCAAUAUAAUGUAUAGGUACCAGAUUUAACAGAAAUGGCAUAGAAUUUGUGAAUGCCUAUGUGCUUUGUCCUCUUUUGUAAGGAAAUCUGCUAGUGGAUGCAUACAGAUAAAGUCUAUGUCAUUUAUUUUCUUAUUAAAUAUCAAUAUUAUAACACAAGGGAAAUAAGUGUGAACAAGCAAGCACAGCCUAUGUACAGCAAUCAGAGUUGCAUCUUUGCUGUGAAAACACUUUUUAAGAAAUAAGUUUUUAAAAUUCUGUAGCCUUCUGGGGCCACCAGAUGUUUCUUUUUAAUCCCUUCAAGUUCAGUUGGACCAGUAUUAUAGUCAGAAAAAAUGCUGAUUUUUCAAUUUGCUUUAUGAAAACAUAUUCUAUCUUACGUUGUAGAAUGAAGAGGGCAGACCCAGUGAAGAACGCACUUUUCAUUAAAAUUGCAAAACUUUGCAAAACUUGUUAGAGUGAGCACAGUGGCCUGCAGCAAGGAUUGUGCAGUCUAGAUGCAUUUGUGACCAUCUGUCUCUGCCUUUUUGACAAAUGGAAGCUGUGAACCAUUGAAUGAGCAGUAGUGUUUGCAGAAAAAUAACUAACAAACCAGUCCACUUGAGAAGACCCCAUUCUCAGAAAAAUGUGUUACAGGUUAUAAUGAGCAGACUGGCAGUCAGCCAGCUGAGUGAAGUCUUAAAUCCCCUCCCUUUGAUAUCUCCUGGUGAUAACUACCAAACUAGGAACCAAACUAGGCUUUGCCAUUGACCAGGGACCACAUCAUUCCCCGACAAAGCAUCUACUUCCAGCUCUCGCGAUUCUGACAGUGACCUUUGUGUUUAUCUUCAAACAUUCUAAUAGUCAAAAAAGAAAGAAGUGACAACAUUCACUAAAACCACUGAUGAAACUCUGGGUGUGGGCCUCCUUCCAAGUUCUGUCCAUGGAGGUCACUGGUGAAAUACUGCCCAUCUGAUCCAUACUUCCAGUUUAUUCUGUCAUCAGAGGAUGUUAAUUCUAGUUAAUCGUUUUUUGUUCUGCAGUAGGUGUUCUGAUUUGAAAAUCAUGACAGAAUCAUACUCUCAUCCACAAAAUAAGUACUGAAAGUGCCUCUGCAGCUCUUGAUGCUAACAGACCAGAGGUCAGUCCUUCAGCUGUCAUUUUCAGGGCCCACAAGAUGAUGAGGGUCUGUGUUUCUUGCACUCAGAGCCCCUGCUGUCUGCUCACUGCUAGCAGCAGGGGCCUGGUGGCUCAAGUCAAGGGUGGAGGCUCCUCCCUGUCAGAACCUCUUCCCCCCACAGGAUGCUGAGCAGGUUGUCUGAAGCACUAAACCUGGUACACAGCAUGGCUUCCUUUCUACAAGACUAAUCGAGGCUUAAACUUUACUGUUAAUGAUGCUGGUUCAUUUUAAUGUGUUUGCCUCCUGUAUUACUAUUCUUCAUUUCAUGGUUUUCAAAAAUCACACUUUCUGAUAUUAAAGCUAUUUUUAAAUAUGUGUAAUACUAUUAAUAGCAUUUAGUUCACUUUCACUAGGCUGCUUUAUAAUGACAAGUACAGUUGUAACUGAACUUUUCAAUAGUCAUUAGGUUCAAUAUCAUAGGUUCAUAUGACCUAUGAUAAUCCAAAGUCAUGGUCUUUUUUUUAAACAGCCAUUUGUGCUUACUGUUCAACAGAAUUCCCAGUUAUACACAAAGAUUUCCAGCUGUUUUGUACCUGCCUGUCUGAGUGAUGAUACAGUUCCUAGACCCAAGGUCUGUAAUCACAAUCCCUAAAGGACAAUGAUGCUCUAGUGCUGUGUGUUAUGAAAUCAGCCCUUUCUGACUGUUUUUAAUGCUGUGGUUGAACUGCAGCUUAAAAUCAUUAAAAAUAAUCAGUGAUA